Messenger RNA from Verticillium alfalfae VaMs.102, 315 nucleotides. RefSeq lists its product with no specific name. The record is from RefSeq and is a predicted model, not a curated record. NCBI's taxonomy places the organism in Eukaryota, Fungi, Ascomycota, Sordariomycetes, Glomerellales, Plectosphaerellaceae. The transcript has 2 exons. Bases 1 to 315 code for a protein of 104 amino acids.
AUGUCGUACGUCUUCCUCGCCAACCUCACCGGCUGUCCCGCCGUUACCGUGCCCGUGGGCUACGCCGCGCCCGCCGAGGGCGAGGGUGAGGGCGGCAGGCUGCCCGUCGGACUCAUGGCGCUCGGUGAGUGGGGUGCCGAGGAGCAGCUGCUCGCGUGGGCGGGCGAGAGCGAGCGAUACCUCAGCGACAAGGUCGAGGGCGGCAGGGUGCGGCCCGAGGCGUGGGUGGACGUGCUGAAGCUGGCCAAGGAGGCCAAGGCCAAGGGGAAACAGACCUGCCCUGCCAGUCUCUUAAACUUGAUCUCACGUUUUUGA